This is a messenger RNA of Symbiodinium sp. CCMP2456, 1539 nucleotides long. The record is from the annotation of a GenBank genome assembly. Lineage: Eukaryota; Dinophyceae; Suessiales; Symbiodiniaceae.
AUGGAUCUUUCUCAGCUUGUGUUCCCCAGAUGGCUGCUGAUUAUGGACAACCAUAUCAUGGGGCUCGCUGCGACACUUCUGGGAGGCAGCCCAGUCUUGCUGCAAUUUGUCGGUUGGCUCGUCAUCUGGAUGACGUCAUCGAUCGCAACGCUUCCGGCCUCUAUACCCAGCUUCUUCUCGUUCCGCAUGAAGAUUCGGCAUCACCAGCUUAUCCUGGAUCAAAUGGCAGACUUCGACGUGAGGGCGGCAAAGUGUUCUGAGCCCUCGGACAGGGAUGCCAUCGAACGACAACUGCAGGAGGUGUUUCGUGAGCAGGACUUGCCCGGGGCGUCUUUCGGUCUCGGUUCUAAUGCCGUGGAUGAAGGGGAGGUGAAAGUUCAGCGGUUUGAGAGCUACCAGGCCACCGGUGAUCCGCUGGACCGCUUCAAUGCCUACGUUCGAGGUGUCCUUCGCGACAUUGUCAUGAUGCAGAUCGGCGAUGAAAUCUACGUACCAUGGCCGCUGUGUCUGACUACCAGCCUGCCUAUGAUCUUGUAUUCCUCAGUGAACGUGCUGGGCUGCGACAACGGCUCUUGUGAGGAAUCUGCGCGUGUGGCAGGUGCUUCCUCGAUGCUUCAAUACAUGCUGGCCAAUGUGAUCGGCUGGACGCUCAACAUUCUGCUGACAUUCCCACUGACCUAUCCGGUCAUGCUGCGGAUGCUGAAGUGUGUUCUGUCCUUCGGCGACGGUCCGGUGCAGCGCUGUGCAGCUUUCUUGUGUUGCUUUCUGGCUUAUGAGUACACGUACAUAUGUGGCGGCUUGAUCUGGGGCUCAUGGAUUCCUGCUGUGCAGGACCCCUCGCCAACUCAGCUCACAGUUUUCCUUUUGGUGAUCGCUUUCUUGGUCAUCCAGUGCAUUUGUUUGUUUUACAGGUGGGAGAGUCAAGGUCAGAAACACCAGUCAUCAUGUCGCUGUGUCCAACGACAAGUCGCGACGUAUCAGCCCGUGGAAGCCGCAAGUGGCUUACCGUCGGCCUUCCUCACGGAAGCCGAUGGCAGUAGUCACCAAAUGCUUAGCAUGGAGAGGACGGACUGGUCCACCGUGCAGCCGCCUCUGGUGCUCUUCGUGUACAUGCUGCAGAGGACCUGCAGUCGAAGCAGAAUUCUGUGGUUCGUUGGGUAUCUCCUGAAGUUUGGCCGCAAAGAGCCCAACCUUACGACAUUCAAUUUCGAGCUUGUGCAAGCCUUCUUUUUCCUCGGUUAUGUCGAGCUGCUUUGCACCCCCAUAGGGGAUGAGGGCACGCCGAGUGAGGAGCAGCAAGCCGAUGCCGAGGCUGCCAUCAGCGCUGCUGAGCAGUCGGUGCGCGAUGUCGAGGAAGCCUUGACGUUCGCAAGGGGUCGGCAAGGGGGCGUGGCCUCGAACCCUGAGGCGGAGGAGGCGCUGCUGCAGCUGGAGGUUCGCAUCCAAAACUGUCGAGGCCGCCUCUUUGAUGUUCGAUGCAAUUCGCCUCUGGUGGCCAAGUCCGAGGCGCCUCCCGUCGCGAAGCGCCGCCGCACGUAA